Messenger RNA from Momordica charantia (bitter melon), 3224 nucleotides. RefSeq names its product origin of replication complex subunit 1. The record is from RefSeq and is a predicted model, not a curated record. Gene Ontology annotation, cellular component: nuclear origin of replication recognition complex. NCBI's taxonomy places the organism in Eukaryota, Viridiplantae, Streptophyta, Magnoliopsida, Cucurbitales, Cucurbitaceae. Gene Ontology annotation, molecular function: chromatin binding; ATP binding; DNA replication origin binding. Gene Ontology annotation, biological process: DNA replication initiation; mitotic DNA replication checkpoint signaling.
UCUCUCGUCCUCCAACGACUCCUUCCAUCUGCUUCCGGCGAGCGAGGCCACGGCGGCGAACUCUCAGGCGACGAACACAGCGAACGUCCGGCGGCCAUUGCGAAAUUUUCCAGGCGCGAACAACGGCGAAGCGAAAGGAAUCAACGACGGCGAACUCCGGUGAGCUAGCUUCAAGCAACGACGCCGCACGCUGAUUUGGUUCUUCUUUGUGAKUUGGAACAUCUGUUGCUAUAAAAUUGCGUUGAACUUGUGUUUUUGUGGUUGGUAACAUCUCAAGUGGUCAAGCAUUAAUGUUUCUUCCUAUGGAGAUCGCAUUUCUCGAAGACGGGCGGCAUUCACAUCCUCUCUCUUCUUCAACUUGGACUAUCUGUUAGUAUUAGCCUUUUCCUCACCACUGUAUCCCACUGCCUUGCCGCUUGUUGUCCCAUUUGGAUCCCUGCCUAUUUGUCCUACUUUGAUGGCGCCGAUGUGAGGUCCAUUGGCUCUGUCGAUAGUACCCACCAGAAAGAACUGAAUCGAACCAGUUUGGGUUUUAAUAGUUGGUCGGUUCGAUUCAGUCCUCUUYAUCCACCAAACCUUUCCCUCCAAUCUCACCUUCAGAACAAUGUGUCUUGUUAUGGGAAUGGGAAUAAACUAGCUACUCUCCCUCUCUUUAGCCACCCCCUCUAAUGUAUCUAUUGCGAAUGUGAUCUUGUUUCCCAUGUGAAAUCUAACCAUUUGACUCAAAGAUGUCUCGGAGAUCGACUAGAUUAGUGGAAAAAGCAACGGUACAUUUAGAGAAGACCACCAGCAGUGAAAUUGCAAAAUCACUCAAGUUAAAGAGAUGUGGUGGAACUGGGAAAAUCCAGAAUUCUUCCAGACGAAGGCAGAAUUUGAAGCGGAAGAGUGGAAGUGAUUCGAAUGAAGUUCUGUUCUCUUCUGAGCAAUUGGAGGGGAAGAAGAGGAAAACUUGUAGUCAGAGAGCAGUGGUCACAAGAGCAAGUGCUUCAAAGAAUUUUGAGUAUGAGGGGAUCCACAAAGGGGGUGGGAGACCCAGGAAGAGGGUGUAUUAUCAGAAAGUGGUUUUUGAUGGUGGUGAAUUUGAGGUUGGGGAGGAUGUUUAUUUGAAGAGGAGAGAAGAUGCGAGCUCCGACGACGAAGACCCUGAAGUUGAGGAGUGUAGAGUGUGUUUUAAGUCUGGAAAGGCUAUAAUGAUCGAGUGUGAUGAUUGUCUUGGUGGCUUCCAUUUGAAGUGUUUGAAGCCAUCAUUAAAGGAAGUUCCUGAGGGGGACUGGAUAUGUGGAUUUUGUGAGGCUAAUAAAAUGGGCAAACAGGUUCAAUUGCCGAAGCCUCCAGAGGGUAAAAAACGGGUUAGGACAAUGAGGGAGAAGCUUCUGGCGGGUGACUUGUGGGCUGCUCACAUUGAAAGUUUAUGGAAAGAUGUAGAUGGUAACUAUCGGUGUAAGGUUAGAUGGUAUAUWAUUCCAGAAGAGACAGCAGUUGGAAGACAACCGCAUAACUUGAAGAGAGAGCUUUAUUUAACUAAUGAUUAUGCAGAUAUUGAGAUGGAAUCCAUUCUUAGAUUGUGUCAAGUCAUGAAUCCUAAAGACUAUUAUAAUGCUAAGGAAGGGGAUGAUAUCUUUSUAUGUGAGUAUGAAUACGAUGUUCGUUGGCAUAGUUUCAAACGGUUAGCUGAAAUUGAUAAAGAAGAGGAUGCUGAAGCCGUUGAUAGCGACAAAGACUGGAAGUUGGACCAAGAUGCAGAAUCUGAUUCAGAUGGAGAUGUGGAAUAUGAUGAAGAGAGAGCACAAAGUUUACAAUCUAGAAUCUACUCAAGCUCGACCCAUGAAUUGGCUGCCAAUUCAAAAAAAGGACAAUUUCGUGGACUACAAAAGAUAGGAGCAAAAAAGAUCCCAGAGCAUAUAAGAUGCCACAAACAGACUGAAUUGGAAAGAGCAAAGGCAACCCUCAUGUUGGCGUCAUUACCCAAGUCUCUACCUUGUAGAAAUAAAGAAAUUGAGGAGAUAACUACAUUUAUAGAAAGUGCUAUAUGUGAUGAUCAAUGUUUGGGGCGUUGCUUGUACAUCCAUGGUGUUCCAGGAACAGGCAAGACAAUGAGUGUAAUGUCAGUAAUGAGGAACUUGCGGGCUAAAGUUGAUGCAGGAAAUAUAAGACCUCAUUGCUUUGUGGAGGUUAAUGGUCUAAAGCUGGCAUCACCAGAAAAUAUAUACAAGGUAAUAUAUGAAGCAUUAACUGGGCAUAAGAUUAAUUGGAAGAAGGCUCUUCAGUUGUUGACUAAACGGUUUUCGGAUGUAAAUAGUUGCAAAGAGGAUGCCCGUCCUUGUAUUCUGCUCAUUGAUGAACUUGAUCUUCUUGUAACAAGAAAUCAGUCAGUUCUAUACAACAUUCUUGAUUGGCCUACAAAGCCACAAGCCAAAUUGAUUGUGAUAGGAAUUGCAAACACCAUGGACCUUCCUGAGAAGUUGCUUCCUCGAAUUUCAAGCCGAAUGGGUAUUGAAAGGCUUUGCUUUGGCCCCUAUAACUAUCAGCAACUUCAAGAAAUCAUUUUGAGCCGCCUUGAAGGAAACAAUGCAUUUGAAAAACAAGCUAUUGAAUUUGCAUCGAGAAAGGUAGCUGCUAUUUCAGGAGACGCACGUCGUGCUCUAGAGAUAUGUAGGCGUGCAGCUGAAAUUACUGAUUACCAUAUAAAGUCACUGAGUUCGAGUCCCAACACUGAUAUGACUGCAAAAACACAUGUAGGAAUAACUGAGGUAGAAGCAGCGAUUCGAGAAAUGUUUCAAGCACCUCAUAUUCAAGUGAUGAAGAAUUGUCCUAAGCAUAGUAAGAUCUUCUUGACUGCUAUGGUGCACGAACUUUAUAAAACUGGAACGGGUGAAACUACCUUUGAAAAGCUUGCCAUGGCUGUCUCGUGUCUUUGUACAAGCAAUGGAGAGGAAUUUCCAGGAUAUGAUGCUCUCUUGAAAGUUGGCUGUAGGCUUGGUGAAUGCAGAAUUAUUUUAUGUGAAUCAGGAGCCAAACAUCGAUUACAAAAAUUGCAACUUAAUUUUCCAAGCGAUGAUGUAUCAUUUGCACUGAAAGGCAGCAAGGAUCUACCAUGGUUGGACAAGUAUCUAUGAAUCAAUUUGUAAGAAACAAGUUUGUUUGAUCAUAUAGAAUAUCAUUUUAAUUUUGUACAUAUGAAACAUUUAGUUCCCAAAAUAUUUAUAAAAAGCAAUUAGACCUUC